GCGGAAAAGAGAAAUGACUUAAAGCAAAUUGUGUGCGGACAAAGUGGAAAAAUUAUGAAUAAGUGAUGAAAUUUUUUCGUCAUUAAACUAUUUAUUUCGAUUAUUUAGUAUCAAUUGAAUAUUGGGAACAUUUAACUAACAAUAUCAUAUAAAUCUAAAUUGAAAAUAAUAAACAAUUCCUUCGACCUCACACGUUAAAAAAUUGUGACGUAAAGACGACAUUUGAGAAUGGUCGUUAUUGUCUUACAUUAGCUUCUGAAAUUUGUAAAUGAAAUGAAAGGGGGAAGAAAAAACAAUAAUAAUAUAGUCUUAUACAAAUUAGCCAUAAGUAACACACAUAUAUAGGUAUAUGUUAAAAUUAUUCAGUUUAAAGGCGCUGAAAGAAAUUAAAUAAACUACUGUUACACAAAUGUAUUUUGAACAGUUAUUGCGAGGUGGCAAACAAAAGACAAAAUCUUGCGUGGGAAUGACCGUAAUGGCCAAGACUUCAAUUGCAGAAAUAUGUGAAAAUGCUAAAUUGGCACGCGACAUGGCCCUAACCGGUAAUUAUGAUUCUGCUUCCAUUUAUUAUGAAGGCCUGCAAGGUAUGUUAGCACGAAUGAUCAGUUCAACGGCCGACCCGCUUAGAAAAGGCAAAUGGACUAUGAUUAAACAACAAAUCACUAAGGAAUAUUCACAGAUAAAAGAUAUUCAACGUACGUUGUCUGAAAUGACGUUAGAUUUACAAACAUCUCAAUUCGCUUCGAAAUUUAAAAGUCAAACUAGUGAAAUGGAAACAAAAGACCCGGCAUCUUGGUUUAAACCAGAUCCGGAUAUCUGGACGCCGCCGCCAAAAGAUCCAGAUGUUUGGGGACCACCGCGACCUGAAAAACCGAUUAUACCAAAUCGCAACCGUAAUAUAACGGGCAAGAAAGGUUCAGCAACAGCAAAAAGUUCUACAUCUAAUCGGGGCAGUGUUGUGGGGGUAAAUAAUGGUCCCAGUAGAAAGUCCACAAAUAUGGUUUCUUCAGCGCGAUCAACUGUUGUCAACGGCAGCAGUCGUGGCUUAGGAACAAACCGUAAAUCCAUCGUAAGCGGAGCAAAUUCGGCCUCCUCUAAUAAAGACGACAAUAGUUCAAAUAAAGAUAAUGAUGAAAUUAGAGAUGAUGAAUCUCCAGAGCAAGAUGAUAAAGAAGAAAAAAAAUUUCAACCCAGCAGUCACAUUGAAGCCGAAUUAGUUGAUAUUUUAGAGCGCGAUAUUUUACAACGUAACCCAAAGGUGCGCUGGAAUGACAUUGCCGACUUAAUGGAUGCAAAGCGUUUAUUAGAAGAGGCUGUUGUUUUACCAAUGCUUAUGCCAGACUAUUUUAAGGGUAUACGUAGACCAUGGAAAGGUGUGCUGAUGGUAGGUCCCCCAGGCACUGGAAAAACGAUGCUAGCGAAAGCCGUGGCCACUGAGUGCGGCACCACAUUCUUCAAUGUAUCCUCAUCGACGUUAACUUCCAAAUAUCGUGGCGAAUCGGAAAAAAUGGUACGCUUACUAUUCGAAAUGGCACGUUUUUAUGCGCCCAGUACCAUUUUCAUCGAUGAAAUCGAUUCGCUGUGCUCACGUCGUGGCUCCGAAUCUGAGCAUGAAGCUUCGCGACGUGUUAAAUCUGAAUUACUGGUACAAAUGGAUGGUGUUGGCAGCGAGGAGGCAAAUAAAGUCGUAAUGGUUUUAGCUGCUACGAACUUUCCAUGGGACAUUGAUGAGGCUUUAAGAAGACGUUUAGAAAAACGUAUUUAUAUACCUUUACCUUCGGACGAGGGACGAGAAGCGUUAUUAAAAAUCAAUCUAAGAGAAGUUAAAAUAGAUGAGAGCGUAAAUUUAUCAGUGAUUGCCAAAAAACUAGAAGGCUAUUCAGGCGCAGAUAUCACUAAUGUUUGCAGAGAUGCUAGCAUGAUGUCUAUGCGCCGUCGAAUUGCUGGUCUUACUCCCGAAGAGAUACGACAACUGGCCAAAGAGGAAGUGGAUUUGCCAGUUUCGAAUCAAGACUUUUCUGAAGCGAUUAGUCGUUGCAAUAAAAGCGUAUCACGGGCUGAUUUGGAAAAAUAUGAAAAAUGGAUGGCUGAAUUUGGAUCAUCAUGAUGUCCUUACAUCGUCAAUCAGCGACGUAUGCUGCUGUAAAUGUAUAGCAGUCGGUCGGUCUUGUGUGAAGGUUUUUACUUCCCUUCAUUUCUUCAGUUAAUUUGCAAAUAAUUUCAUUCGCUUUCCCCUAAGCAAAAUAUUAAACAUUAACUGUGGAAACCUUAGCCAAGCUAAAUAUUAAAUUAGAAAAAAAAAAAAGAAAAAA
Glossina fuscipes is the source of this 2312-nucleotide messenger RNA. RefSeq names its product katanin p60 ATPase-containing subunit A-like 1 (gene Kat60). Gene Ontology annotation, cellular component: microtubule cytoskeleton. NCBI's taxonomy places the organism in Eukaryota, Metazoa, Arthropoda, Insecta, Diptera, Glossinidae. The record is from RefSeq and is a predicted model, not a curated record. Gene Ontology annotation, molecular function: microtubule severing ATPase activity; microtubule binding; ATP hydrolysis activity. The transcript has 6 exons. Gene Ontology annotation, biological process: microtubule severing. The coding region runs from base 410 to 2107 and encodes 565 amino acids.